Messenger RNA from Serpula lacrymans var. lacrymans S7.9, 1684 nucleotides. RefSeq lists its product as uncharacterized. Bases 107 to 1456 code for a protein of 449 amino acids. The transcript is spliced from 6 exons. Lineage: Eukaryota; Fungi; Basidiomycota; Agaricomycetes; Boletales; Serpulaceae. The record is from RefSeq and is a predicted model, not a curated record.
AUCACAAGAUUUCUUUAUGCCCUCCUCUCUUCCCAGGAUCCCCAACUAUCUGCUCCUUUCACCAGCUUUGCUCAACAGCUAGGCGACAUCUUAUCGCGCAGCUAUCAUGAAAAGUGUAUUUCAGAAUGUCACCGUCAACGGCGAGGCAUCUGGAUCACAGCAACCACCGAAAUCGCAGAAGACGAUGACCAAGGCAGAGAGAAGGGAGCUACAAGAGAAACAGCGCGCUGCUAAGGCUGUUUCAAAGACUCCGGGUGCUCCAGGGGGAGCCGCCAAUGCUAAAGGAGGCGCGAAACCAUCGGUACCCGCACCAAGCACUCCUACGGCCAAGAAGGUUAGGAGAGGUACCGAUGCUGCUAUGACGAAGCCAGCAGGAGCUGGCAAGGAUGUACUGAGUAUCGUUGGAGAAGAUACAGCUCGUGGUCUCAGGAUAUUCUCGCAUUUUGGGCUACCCAAACCCCCUGGCCAGGCGAAAGGAGAUAUACACCCUACAAUCGUACGUCUAGGCCUUCAGUUCUCAGAAUUCAAGAUCUCAGGUGCAAAUGCGCGGUGUAUUGCGACGCUCACAGCGUUCAAAACUGUGAUCCAAGACUAUGUCACCCCUCCCAAUAAUACGCUGUCGAGACAUCUGAUGACUCAUCUUUCCCCACAAAUAACAUAUCUCGUUUCCGCAAGACCGAUGUCAGUUACAAUGGGAAAUGCAAUCAGACAGCUAAAGCUUGAAAUCAGUGGAUCCGAUAUCGAUCUUCCAGAACAAGAUGCAAAAGAUGCGUUGUGUCGGAAGAUCGAUAACUAUAUACGUGAUCGCAUCAUUAUCGCCGACCAAGUCAUCCAAGAGACUGCUGGAAAGAAAAUUAAAGAUGGUAACGUGAUAAUGACAUACGCUAGAUCGUCAGUGGUAGAAAAAGUACUUCUUCGCGCUCACGCGGAAGGCAAGCAAUUUUCUGUAAUCGUGGUCGACUCGAGACCAAUGUUAGAAGGAAAAAAAUUGUUAGCUGUUCUCUCGUCCGUCGGCAUACCAUGCACAUACCUUUUAUUACCGGCUGUCGGCUCCAUCAUCACGGAAGUAUCGAUCGUGCUAGUUGGCGCUCACUCAUUACACUCAAAUGGCGCCGUGUUUUCGAGGGCUGGAACUGCAUUGGUGGCUAUGAUGGCCAAGCAGCAUUCAGUACCUGUCGUCGUUUGCUGUGAAACCUAUAAGUUUUCUGACAACGUACAACUGGAUAGUUUCAUCAAAAAUGAGCUUGCUCCCGAAGGCGACCUCUUCUCAUCGUUUCCCUUAACGCGACCCAAAAAUACCUUGACUCUUCACGGUCAAGCAAAUCUAGAAAUCUUGAAUCCUUUGUACGACCUAACGCCUCCCACAAGCAUCACCGCAGUGGUGACAGAAGUUGGUGUCAUUCCCCCUAGUUCUAUCAGCUCGAUACCUUUAGCCUUAGGCCGCACUACAAUUUGAGAUGAAUCAUUCAAUUAUACUGCUAAGUUACGAUUAAUUACACUGGACUUGGGGCAUCUCGUAUGUAUGCUUAGACUUGUGUGGUGUACGUAUGUGGUCAUUUGCAAGUGUAUAUUGUUCGGCCAAGUACUACUUGUAACUCAUAGCUUUGUAGCGUGCUUUCGAAACUCGUUUUAAUUUAUACAAUCGCUUUGUUGUGUCGGAGUAGUUAUAUCACACAGGAAGUCU